Messenger RNA from Camelus dromedarius (Arabian camel), 1577 nucleotides. It is a transcript of the gene MSRB2, whose product is annotated as methionine sulfoxide reductase B2. Bases 81 to 659 code for a protein of 192 amino acids. Gene Ontology annotation, biological process: response to oxidative stress; protein repair. Gene Ontology annotation, cellular component: cytoplasm. NCBI's taxonomy places the organism in Eukaryota, Metazoa, Chordata, Mammalia, Artiodactyla, Camelidae. The record is from RefSeq and is a predicted model, not a curated record. The transcript has 5 exons. Gene Ontology annotation, molecular function: peptide-methionine (R)-S-oxide reductase activity.
GGGCGGGGCCCGCGGGCCUGGGCUCGGCGACGCCUGGGGACGCGCCAGGCCGUGGGCUCCGCGGGGCCGCGCGCAGCACCAUGGCGCGCCUCCUCCGUGCUCUCGGGCGUCUGCCUUUCCGAGCGGCGCCUGGGCUGGCGGUGCGGUGCCGAGCGGACAGCGGCGGCCUCCGCGCGAGAAGCGGGCCCGGGGACGCAGGCUCCCUUACAAAGCGUGGGCCGACUCUCUCCAAGAGUGAGUGGCAGAAGAAGCUGACUCCCGAGCAGUUCCACGUCACCAGAGAAAAAGGGACGGAGCCACCUUUCAGUGGAAUCUACCUGAAUAACAAGGAAUCAGGGAUGUAUCACUGCGUGUGCUGUGACAGCCCACUCUUCAGCAGCUGGAGUGUUGUGAAUGUCUGGCACAGCUCUGAGAAGAAGUACUGCUCGGGCACUGGGUGGCCUUCAUUCUCUGAGGCUCACGGGACGUCUGGCUCCGAUGAGAGUAACACAGGGAUCCUGAGACGCGUGGACACCUCGUUGGGACCAGCUCGCAUGGAGGUUGUCUGCAAGCAGUGCGAAGCUCACCUUGGCCAUGUGUUUCCUGAUGGACCUGGGCCUGCUGGCCAGAGGUUUUGCAUCAACAGCGUGGCACUCACGUUCAAACCAAGGAAACGCUGACUGUCUCCAGUAGUCCCCUUCCCUUGCCACGCCCUCAUUGGCAAACUCACUUUGAUUCGGUCAGAGGCUGUGCUAAAUUGUACAUCCAGAGGCUGGGUUGUACAUCUGAGAAAGCUCAGUCUACCUCUGAUCUUCCAACAUGAAGGUCAUCUCCUAAAACAGUUUGAACUUUUAAUCUCUGCUCAUAAAACUGAUGAAAAGCAGUGCUCUGCCUUUCAGAGGCUUUCCACUAGGGUUUUAGCACCUGCCCCACACAGAUCCCAUAUUCACCAAAUGUGUUAAGAGGAAAACUAGCCAUUUAUUUAGGGGCCCCAAGUCUCUGUCAAAUGCUCCUGCUCAUUUCCGUGUCCCCUGACAGAUGUACCCCUUUGUGGGUACAAACCCUAAAUUCUCAGGCUCUUGGCAGAGUUCAGAAUUGGCCAGUGACCCCAGGACAGAAGGGGCUCUCUGGGGUUCUCCCCUCUCUGAAGUUGUGGUAGACAGAACAGUGGCUCCCCAAAGAUGUCUGUAUCCUUACCCCCAGACCUGUAAAUACAUGACUUUCAUGGUAAAAAGGGUCUCUGAAGAGGUGAGUGAGUUAAAGACCUUGAUAGAGAGAGAUUAACCUGGAUUAUCUGGAUGGUCCAUUCUAAUCACACGAGUCCUUAGAAGUAGAGAACCUUUCCUGGCUGGGAUCAGAGAGAGAGGUGAUGAAGGAAGAAGGGUCAGAGAUACUGCAUUGCUGGCUUUGAAGGUGGAAGAAGAGGACCACGAGCCCAAGAAUGCGAGUAGCUUCUAGGAGCUGGAAAAGGCACGGAAGCAGACUCUGCCCUAGAGCCUCCAGAAGGAACGCAGGCCUGCCGACAUCUGUCCUACCCCAGGGAGACCCUUUUCCAGACUUCUGUGUCACUGUGAGAUAAUAAACGUGUGUUGCCUUAA